AUGGUUCCUCAGCAUGCUGGUAUGUGCAACAGAGUGAUCAGUCUGCCCCCCAUCCCAUUUGAUGUUUGUACACACCUAUGGGAUGCUGCAGCCUGUGUCAGCCCAAAUGACUACACUGUCCAGCCCACACUUAACGUUAGUGGGCGCUACCUCCUGCCCAGCCAGUUCCAUCCACCUUUAACCAUGGUUCUCAUGCUCCCUGAUGGAAGCUGCAAGUCCAUCAGAGGGUUGGCCAUAAUUUUUCUAAUAGAUACACUUCUAGCCCUGGAUAUUGUUAAGUUCCAGUGCAGGGGCUACCGCGGCGUGGAGAUCCGCGACCUGAGCAGCUCCUUCCGGGCCGGCCUGGCCUUCUGCGCCAUCCUGCACCGGCACCGGUCCAACCUGCUAGAUUUCGAUUCACUUUCCAAGGACAAUGUUUUCGAAAACAACCGCUUGGCCUUCGAAGUGGCUGAGAAGGAACUGGGCAUCCCUGCUCUCCUGGACCCCAAUGACAUGGUCUCCAUGAGUGUCCCCGACUGCCUCAGCAUUAUGACCUACGUGUCCCAGUACUACAACCACUUCGCCAGCCCAGGCCAAGCUGGUGUCCCACCGCCCAGAAAGGACCCUUCACCUCCUCCUCACCCACCAUCUGUGACACCUAGUACUGAAGAACCAGGAGACGGGACUCAGGGCGAGGAGCUGUCUUCCCCCAGCAGCCUGUCGGAGCAGGGCACCCACCAAAUCCCCAGCAGCACCUGUGCGGCCUGCCGGCAGCAUGUGCACCUGCUGCAGCGAUACCUGGCUGAUGGCGCUCUACCAGGCUCUACCAGGCUCUACCACCGGCACUGCUUCAGGUGCCGGCAAUUUCCCAGCACCCUGCUGCCCGGGGCUUACACUAAUGGACCCGAGGAGGGAACCUUUGUGUGUGCAGAACGCUGUGCCAGGCUGGGUCCAGGAGGCCGACUGGGACCCCGGUGUGCGCCAGCCACACAGUCGAAGCCGCUGCCGGCUGCCAAAGAUGAGGAUGCAGGUGACACCAGCCCUGCAGAGGGCGCAGGUGCCAAGGCAGAUGAUGCCAAGGCCGUCCCUGAGGCCCGGCCCCAGCUUGCUGCAAAGCCUCGGCUUCCCAGCAAACCCCAGGAACUGACAAGUCUUCCUGGCAGCCGCCCCACACCCGCCCCCAGAAAGGCCUCCGAGAGCUCAGCCCCGACGCCCCCCACACCCUGACCCCGAUCCAGCCUGCAGCAGGACAGCUUGGCGGAGCAAGCUGGUGGCAGCAGCCUGGUGAACGGAAGACUGCAUGAACCCCCUGUCCCCAAGCCCAGAGGAACACCCAAGCUGUCUGAGAGGAUGCCACCUCCCAGGAAGGACCCUCCUUGGAUCACACUGGUGCAGACAGAAUCCAAGAACAAGCCAGCCCCGCCUCCACCCCCCAGCAGCAGCAGCAGCAGCCCUGGGCUCCCCAGGCGGGGCGGCCAACAGCAGGAGAGCGGGGGUGUGGAAGAGGCGCCCCAGCAGAGCCCCACUGCUGCCCAGGAGCACAAGCCCUACAACUCCUUUGAGGAGGAGGACGAGGAGGAGCAAGAGCGGGGAGCAGCCCCGGCAGGGCCCAGCCCUGGCCCGGCACACACAGAGGCUACGCCCAAGUCCCUGCACCUCUGGUACGGCAUCACCCCCACCAGCGGCCCCAAGACUAAGAAGCGCCCUGCCCCGCGAGUGCCCAAUGCGUCUCCACUUGCGCUACAUGCUUCCCGCCUCUCACACUCGGAGCCCCCAUCGGCCACGCCGUCGCCAGCACUAAGUGUGGAGAACCUGCCGUCAGAGAGCUGUAGCCAGGCUGCCAGCAUGCAGCUUCUCGAGCCGCCCGCUGUGCCCAAGAGCUCCUCGGAGCCCGCCAUCCAUGCCCCUGGCACGCCCAGCAACACUGCCAGCCUCUCGGCCAACUCCUCCUUAUCUUCCUCCGGGGAGCUGGCACAGCCUGGUCCCAGCCUCGCCCCCAGGACUCUGGCCAGCCCAGGUCCCCAGCCAGCCAAGCCAAGCAGUCGUGCCGCCCCCAUCCCUACCCCUACCCUCACCUCCACCCCAGUAGGAGACAAGAGCACUGCACCUACACCUGUACCUGUACCUGCGCCUGGAACCUCGUCCCCCCAGUUUCAGGUAAAGUCUUCCUGCAAGGAGAAUCCUUUUAACCGGAAGCCAUCCCCUGCAGCAUCCCCUGCCACCAAGAAGGCCACCAGGGGAUCCAAACCGGCAAGACCACCUGCCCCCGGCCAUGGCUUUCCACUCAUCAAACGCAAGGUCCAGGCUGACCAUUACAUCCCUGAGGAGGCCAUCCAUGGAGAGAUGAACACCAUUGAGCGCCAGCUGGAUGCCCUGGAGCACCGGGGGGGGGGGGGGGUCCUGCUGGAGGGAAAACUGCGUGGGGGUGUAAAUGAGGGCUGUGAGGAUGACCUGCUGGUGGACUGGUUCAAGCUCAUUCACGAGAAGCACCUGCUGGUACGGCGGGAGUCGGAGCUCAUCUAUGUCUUCAAGCGGCACAACCUGGAGCAGCGGCAGGCUGAUGUGGAGUAUGAACUGCGCUGGCUCCUCAACAAGCCGGAGAAGGACUGGACGGAGGAGGACCGGGUCCGGGGCAAGGUGCUGAUGCAGGAGCUUGUAACCCUCAUUGAACAGCGCAAUGCCAUUGUCAACUGCCUGGAUGAGGACCGGCAGAGGGAAGAAGAGGAAGACAAGAUGUCGGAAGCCAUGAUCCGGAAGAAAGAGUUCCAGAGGGAGACUGAAUCUGAGAGCAAGAAGAAGGGCAAGUUCAAGACCAUGAAGGUGCUGAAGCUGCUAGGGAACAAGCGUGAGGCCAAGAGCAAGGCCCCCGGGGACAGGAGCUGACCACGACAAGGCUGCCGGGCCCUGCUGCUCCUGGAUCGGCUGCCAGGCUGUGCUUCAGCCGAGAGGAAAGGGAACUUCUAGGGAGGGAGCCCCUGACCUGCGGUCUCUCCCUGUUCAGGGUCCUUUGGCUGGUCUGGGCCAAAGAGUUUCCCCCUUCUCUCUGUGUGCCCCAGGCAGUGGUGACUCAGCCCUGCCACCUCCACAUGCUGUGACUGACCCCAAGACCAAGUUGACCCCACCAUCCCGGGUCUGCUUCGCUAUGUGCCACCCCUACUCUGGUAGGCUGGCUCCUCACUUCAUUUUCACAGUCCCAAGUUUUGACCGCCGUGGCAGGUGCAGGGGCAAGGCCAGCUCUUCAGCUUCCUCCUGCUCCG
Molecule: messenger RNA, 3236 nt
Organism: Ochotona princeps (American pika)
Lineage: Eukaryota; Metazoa; Chordata; Mammalia; Lagomorpha; Ochotonidae
Product: MICAL-like protein 1
Molecular function (GO): protein binding
Source: RefSeq, a predicted model, not a curated record